AUGGUGAUAAAUUUUAUAUGAAUUAUCAGUUGAAACCGUGGAUCUUACAUGGCUUGGUUUUGAGUCGUAUGGUGAUAUCGUGAGUUAAGAUGGCUGCCUGAAAAGGAUCAAGCGACAACUUUCUACGAUUUAAAGUUUUCCCAUGCCAAUACAGUUCUAGUACGGGAAGUUAUCUACGAAGGGUUUGUGAAAAUAAAUUGUAAUAAUAGACACAGAUUGGCAAAUGGUUCAUUAAAGCAGGUGCAUUUGUGCUGAAAAACUUAAGCAGACCUGUGGCAGUGUGAGGUUCUGUGUGCGCGCGUGGUUGUGUGUGUGUGUGCGCUGGACAGCAUUAUUGCUAGUUUCGUUCGAUUAAUCGAAAUAUACUACUGGCGCGUGAGGUAUUUUUUUCUCCGUCAUUCACCAAUCGACACCGACGCUGUUGCAUUGAACGUUUCGUCUUCGUUACCUACCGUGUGUUAUCAUUCGUGAAGCAUCAUAAAACAAUCAUCAAACUGGCAAAAGUAAUCUUUGACACGACGGCUCAUGAGUAGCAUUCGGUCCAGUGAGCGAGAUCGUAUAACUGUGAAGAUUCAUAACAUGAAACGUAGCGCAUCGCGCGAAUCUCCACCCAGAUCAAAGCGACGCAGCAGUAUUGGACGUUACGACGACAGCUCAGACGAAAGAGUAACCCCUGAUAGAAUGAGACGACGUGUGGCCCGUUCUCCAAGCCCGCGGGCACGCUAUGCUUCUCCGCAUCGUGACGAGUACAGCUCGUCGCGUAGUCGGGCUGAAAUUGGAGGUGGUGGCGUGGAUAGGUACACGUACAAGGUGCUUUGUGUGAGCGCUAUUCAUCCUAAAGCAUCGGAGGAGUUUAUCAAGGAAACGCUGUACCGGGAAUACAAGAAGUUCGGUGAUUUUAGCAUUCGCAUUUCGCACGAUCUCGACGAGCGUUUGGCGUAUGUGUGCUUCCGUACGCCGGAGGACGCCCGUGAAGCGAAGCAUGCAAAGUCGCGCAUCAUUUUGCACGAUAAAGUAGCGUUGGUCGAGCCGGUGUAUGAGUCUUCGAAGUCGGAGUCAUACCGGCGGCCACGGUCGGCAUCACCUUCCGAGUACGAUCGUCACUACUAUGCGCGAUCGCCUGGUGUUCCCCCGCCGGAUCGGCGCCGUCCUCCCGAGCAUCAUCCUUACGAUGGCUAUGGACCACCACCCGGUGGCCGUAUGCAUCAUCCUGAUUUCAGACCACCUAUGCACCAUGACUACUUGCCGCGUGGGCCACCGAUGCACCAUCACGGCCCACCUCAUAUUCAUCCCGGACCACCACAUCAUCACUAUAUGCCACGUCCGUACAUGCCCAGACCACGGGCACCCUUUGACAAGCCAGAGAACAAGAAGGACAAGUUCCCAAACUAUUUGCAUCACAUCCAACCGGAGGAUGAUCCACUAGCAACGCGCACACUGUUUGCUGGCAAUUUGGAAAUUAACAUUUCGGACGAUGAGUUACGCCGCAUCUUCGGCAAAUACGGGCUUGUGGAAGAUAUUGACAUAAAGCGCCCGGCACCCGGCACUGGCAAUGCGUUUGCAUUCGUUCGCUACCAAACCCUUGAUAUGGCACACCGUGCAAAGGUGGAACUGUCCGGCCAGUACAUUGGUAAAUUCCAGUGUAAGAUUGGAUACGGGAAGGCGACGCCAACUACCCGCAUUUGGGUCGGAGGGCUCGGGGCCUGGACGUCGGUAACGCAGCUUGAACGUGAGUUUGAUCGUUUUGGUGCGAUUAAGAAGAUUGAGUACGCGAAAGGUGACAGCCAGGCGUAUAUUUUGUACGAUUCGAUCGAUGCUGCCACAGCGGCAGUAAAGGAAAUGCGUGGUUUUGCAUUAGGUGGCCCCGAGCGCCGUAUUCGGAUUGAUUUCGCUGACAAUGGAUCGGCACCACCGUUUCCGAAGCGUCCAUUCGAAGAGGGCGGUGGCGAGUAUCGUCGCGUUCCAGAGUACGAGUAUCCGGAUGGUGCCCCGCCAUACGAUGAUGCCCCACCGGGUUACGGUGGUAGUGGCUACGGAGCGCGUUCCUUCCGAGGUCGGGGAAGCGGUGGUGGUAGCGGUGGUUACCGUGGUAGAGGUGGUAGCAGUGGAGGAAGCUUCCGUGGAGGUUUCCACCACGAAGGACACCGACCGGCAGGAGGUGCAGGUGGACCACCGCACCACGGCCCGGGUGGUGGAGAGGAAGAAUGGCGUCGUCCGGCAGGUGGCGGUGAAGCGGGCGAAUAUGAACGUCGACGUUCGGGUUCCCGCGAGCCCGGUGGUAUUGAUCGCUCCCGUUCACGAUCGCCACGCCGGCGCAGUCCGGCAGAUUCCGAUUCCGAUUCAUCAUCACGCCGGAAUGGUGUGCUGACAACUGCCCGGACACUUUCCGAGGUGGCGAGAAAAUCGAGUACCGUGUGGCAGGGUGCUCUCAUAUUGAAGAGUUCCCUCUUCCCAGCCAAGUUCCAUCUCACUGAUGGUGAUGCCGAUAUUGUGGACGGUCUUAUGAAAGACGAGGAUGGAAAGCAUCAUCUGCGCAUUACACAGCGCUUGCGUCUCGAUCAACCGAAGCUGGAAGAUGUGCAAAAACGAAUUUCUACAUCAUCCUCGCAUGCCAUCUUCCUCGGUCUGCCCGGUUCGAGUCCCACCGUAUCAUCCGAUGAUGCCAGUGUGCAAACACGCCCGCUUCGCAAUUUGGUAACAUACCUAAAACAAAAGGAAGCAGCCGGUGUCAUUUCACUUCUGAACAAGGAAACGGAAGCAACGGGCGUAUUGUACACUUUCCCUCCGUGCGAGUUCUCUACCGAACUUCUCAAACGCACUUGUCACACUCUGACGGAGGAAGGACUUAAGGAGGAUCACCUAGUGAUUGUAGUUGUGCGAGGUGGGACAGCCUAGGAGCGGGAGGAGGAUGGUGUUGACGAGGAAGAAACGGAUCAGAAAAAGAAGAAAAUAAAAAAAUCCGCAAGUAAAACCAGUAAGAUGCAUGAAUGAUCCUCUACAACAAACUAACGCAAAGCACAGAAAGCGGUAACUUCAUUCGAUUAGUAAAGGACGAUACUCUGCUCGAGUAUUUAUAGCAGAGUAAGAAGCUUUUAUUCUAUGCCGUCGUAAAGUGCAUUUGUGGGUGAGCACCCAUCGAAGCAGCUUUACCGGUUUUUACUUGAAGUUGAACUACGCGAUAUGGCGCGUACUUAUAUAAUUUGCUUUUGUUUACGUCUAUAGAACACAACACAACAUACGUAGAGAUUUACCUUUGCACCGUGCUAUUGAUACAAAUAACAAAGGACAUAUAAACAUUGUAUUAUAAACUAAAAAAGUAUAUUACCCAACCUUAUCGUAAGUACACUUCUCACCUCUCAUGUUAUCUCACCAUCACGAGGACAGGAAAAUGAUGUGGAAGCAGAUUUUCCGUAUGAGCCCUGCAAUCGAGCCAGCAAUAACAUAAUUUACGACCGUAACAAUUACAACAAGCGAAUGUGUUUACCUUAGAUUGUCAAAAUGUUUUUUUUGUUAUUUACGUUGCAUCAACCGGUGACCAGUGGAUAAAAGUAGUUGUUGAUGCUUAGGGAACAAAAUCACCAUGCGUGCGAGCAAGAAAAAGUGCGCACAAGCUUCUCAGCAUUCGGCGUGCGUGUACGUGUUUACUUAAAACGUUUUAUUUGUUGCCACUGGUGGUGUAACUUCGUGCGUGAAUUUGUGCAUGUGUAUGAGUGUUUAAUUUAAGAAGUGCCGCGGAGAUUCAGGGAAGCAUCUAUGCAACUAUGACUGGUGGCUAGUGUCGCGUUAAUUUUGGUCAUUUUUAAAUUAAAGAGUCCAAAAAUGGUCCGACGGAGACGAAGGAGUGUAUUUAAGUACCUUUCGUUGCAAGUGAUUGUAUUUUGGAUAUUUGUGAGCCUAUGGCAUGCAGAUUUAUAAAUUUUAUUCUAGAUUGAUGAAGGUUAUCAAACCAAUUGACAACACAUAUGGAAAAUUCGAAAACUAUUGCGAUUGAUUUAGAUACUUUAUACAAGGAACAGCUUUGGAAAAUAAAAUCAUUACUAAAAAUUGGUUUGCUUGUAAAAUAUUAAAUGUUAGUUUGAAAUUAUAUACAUUUAUUUUGUACAACAAAUAAUCUUUUUGUACUAUUUGUUACAGUUCUACAAAUUCUCGAUUUCGAAAUACAUUCCGUAUAGCUGGUCCUAGUAUCUGAUCAACUGCAAUUUAAACAUGAUUUAAUUACAAUCUUUCCUCUUAACCUUGUCUUAAUACCGUGAUUUGAUCAAAUUUCUGCUCUAAUCAGGAUAACAGCUUGAGGUUUGAAUUUCAGCCAGUUAGUACGCAGGUUUCAGAUGAUCGUCCGAAUUUUCAUUCUUUUUAAUCUUCCUGAAUUGAAGUGAUUCGCUUGAGGGAAAAUAUAUAUCAUAAUGACUAUUAGGCUGGGGUUCGUGGUCUUAAACUCCAUAAACAAAGUAGUAAUUCGAGGCAAAUUGAUUCGCUUGCUCUCUCUUGGUGAUUAAAGUUACUGAUUCAUCGGUACUCAAAAAUUAAUGGUGAGAUUAGGGCGAUUGAUCUGGUUUAUACGAUACUUGAUCUUCGGUGCCAAUAAGAGGUUCCAGCCAGUCAUCUUGGGUUUUCUGGAAGUGUGUCCAAUUACAAUUCGUAAACAUAUUGACGUUCAUGUUUCAAAAUUUUGUUAGCUUGAUAAAAUCUUCGAUACCUACGUUCUUGCUGGAAGGAUCAGUGGUAUGAUGUGGAAAUCUGAGAGUACUGAAACUUUUGUUACAAGUGUCAACUGAGCCAAAAAUUCAAUCCUCUGAGCACUUAUGCAUUGAAACGAUCACGAUGGUGUCACCAACAUAACUCCUUUAUUCAACUUGCUCUGUCUAAGGUUUAAUGAAUAAUAAAAUUUGUCUGUCGUAUCGAUAAUUCAUGGGCAUUCAUAGACAACAAUGAAUGUGUUGCUAUAUAUUAGUUUAAGGUACCAUAUUUGCGUACGUAAAGCGUGACGAAAAGGAAGAAAAAAUGUUAGAUUAAACGUUGCAAUGCUAAUAAGUUUAUUUAUGGAUAUCAUCUAUGAUUGGCAGAUUUUGGAAAAAGUCACUUGAAUGACUUCAGAAGAAGGGAUAAAGCACGUGAUGCAUAUAUCGAAAAACAUAGUUAAACUACAUGCACAUAACGCGAAUGUUCAUUGCAGUAUAGUCUAAAAUAUAAUCAUUUGAAAAUCAAUAAACUUGACAAAUUAAAUGUGCAACGAGAUGAUGGUGCAGUGACCGAUAAGGUGAAACAUAGAUUUAAACUACGUGCUACUACGGCAGAGAUAUAAAAUUCUAAUGAGUUGUGGUGUUGUGUAAUUGCAUGCCUAAAGAGCGAUACAUAUAGAAAUAAUAAAUAAACAUACAAUUUAAACAACGGUGCGUGCUUAUGCGACGGAUGGCAAAAGGCCAAGAAACGUGACUUCUACAACAGUGUUGUUUGUGAUUGAACUAAGUGAAGUUUAGUCCUACAAAUAGAGUGAAACGUAAUCAUUAGAAAUCAGAAGAAAGGUUUCUCAAUACUCUAUUGCAUUAGAUGAUCUUAUGUCGAUGUUAGUAGAGCAUAGUUAUGCCGUGUAAUUUUUUUAUUUGUUCAGAUGUAAAAAUGUUCUUCAUACACGAGUAGUUAAGAGUGCAAUCGAA
This is a messenger RNA of Anopheles funestus (African malaria mosquito), 5654 nucleotides long. It is a transcript of the gene nito, whose product is annotated as RNA-binding protein spenito. Gene Ontology annotation, molecular function: mRNA binding. The coding region runs from base 526 to 2895 and encodes 789 amino acids. Lineage: Eukaryota; Metazoa; Arthropoda; Insecta; Diptera; Culicidae. The transcript has 3 exons. The record is from RefSeq and is a predicted model, not a curated record. Gene Ontology annotation, cellular component: nucleus. Gene Ontology annotation, biological process: regulation of alternative mRNA splicing, via spliceosome.